Messenger RNA from Pristis pectinata (smalltooth sawfish), 3205 nucleotides. It is a transcript of the gene tm7sf2, whose product is annotated as transmembrane 7 superfamily member 2. The coding region runs from base 219 to 1481 and encodes 420 amino acids. Gene Ontology annotation, cellular component: nuclear inner membrane; endoplasmic reticulum membrane. Gene Ontology annotation, molecular function: oxidoreductase activity, acting on the CH-CH group of donors, NAD or NADP as acceptor. Lineage: Eukaryota; Metazoa; Chordata; Chondrichthyes; Rhinopristiformes; Pristidae. The record is from RefSeq and is a predicted model, not a curated record. The transcript has 11 exons. Gene Ontology annotation, biological process: sterol biosynthetic process.
AGGCGCAGCCGGGCAGGAGGGCGGGGCACCGGGACCGGGAGCGUCUCCCCUGGAACAGCCGGUGAUGAUCGGCGCUGUGCAGUCUUAGACAGGCUCCUGGAGGGGGAGCUGGCACUGGGCUGUGCCCGUCCUAACCGACGCCAGAGCGGCUCGCGUCCAGAGCGUGGACUCGCCGACGAGGACCGGGAGACGCAGUGACCGGUGGACGGCAACGGAGGAUGGGGGACAAGUCCAAGAUGCCCAGAACCACCGAGCUGGAGUUCGGAGGCCCCCUGGGUGCACUUGUACUGCCCGCACUGCUGCCCUGCACCGUCCUCUACCUGCUGCUUACCUGCCGCACCGAGGCAGCGAGUGUCCUGAACAACUCCCUGGUGCUGCCAGAUCUGAGCCAGCUCUGGGACUCAGGUGCCCUGCUCCUCGUCCUCGCCUGGUUCAGUCUCCAGGCUCUGCUCUACCUUCUUCCUCUGGGUAAGGUCACGCAAGGCAUGCCACUCCGAGAUGGCACCAGACUCUCCUACCGGAUUAAUGGUCUGCACGCCCUGGUGAUCACUGCCCUCCUGGCUGUGGUGGGCGUCUCCUGUGGGCUACAUCUGGGCUCCGUCUACGACCGCUGCGUGCAUCUGGCCUCCGCAGCCACCCUGGCCUCAUUCGGGCUGAGUGCCUUCCUCUACGCCCGCUCGCUGCGUGUGCCGGAGUCAGCCCUGGCGCCUGGUGGCAACUCCGGCAACCCAAUCUACGACUUCUUCAUUGGCCACGAGCUGAACCCCCGCAUCGGCAGCUUUGACCUGAAGUACUUCUGUGAACUACGACCGGGGUUGAUCGGCUGGCUGCUGAUUGACCUGGCCAUGCUGCUGAAGGAGUGUGAGUUACGAGGAAGCCCCUCUCUUGCCAUGCUGCUUGUAAAUGCCUUCCAGUUCCUCUACGUGCUCGACGCACUGUGGCAUGAGGAAGCAGUCCUGACCACGAUGGACAUAGUCAACGACGGCUUCGGUUUCAUGCUGGCCUUUGGGGACCUGACGUGGGUCCCCUUCACCUACAGCCUGCAGGCCCACUUCUUGGUGACACACCCACAGGAGCUCUCCACCCCAGGGGCAAUCGCCAUCGUCCUCCUCAAUGCUCUCGGUUAUUACAUCUUCCGCAGCGCAAACUCGCAGAAGAACGCUUUCCGCAGGAACCCCGGCGAUCCCAAGGUGGUGGGCCUGGAGACGAUCCCCACGGCAACCGGGAGGCAGCUGCUGGUUUCGGGCUGGUGGGGUCUGGUGCGUCACCCCAACUACCUGGGAGAUCUGAUCAUGGCGCUGGCGUGGUCCCUGCCCUGCGGUUUGGCCCAUGUCCUGCCCUAUUUCUACGUGGUCUAUUUCACCGUCCUGCUGAUCCACCGUGAGGCCAGAGACGAGCACCAUUGCCGCAGGAAGUACGGCUCGGCGUGGAACACCUACUGCAGCCGCGUCCCCUACCGCAUCUUCCCAUACCUGUACUGAGGGAGGGCGGGGAGGGGGUGUCUGCUUUCUCCGCCUCCCCACCCCCCCACCCCUCAAAUACCCCCCCACCUCCGUUCCUUCUCCAGCCCCACCAGUCAGCUCACGAGGUUGGAGCCCAGCUGGUGUCGUGUGACUGGGCCGAUCCUGCCGCCGCCUCCGGGGCGUGCGUUUCCACUGGGGCCGUUGGGCUGGCUCUCAUCACCUCCCACCCCCCCCGUACCCAGUCUUGCUGCCCCUGGGUGAGGUCGGGUUAGUGCCAGGCACAUCAGCAACCGAAGUUGGGGCACUCAGUUCACCCAGCGAUGGAGCGGAUGGUGAGGGAUGGCAUGACUGACACAUGGCUUGCGGGACACCUUGGUACUUUGUUAUAAAUAUACUCCGGAGCAUUUACCCCCAUCCCUGACUGCCCCGUGAGGAGGGGGUGAGCCGCCCCCUUGAACCGCUGCAGUCCGUGUGGGGAAGGGGCUCCCACGGUGCUGUUGGGGAGGGAGCUCCAGGGUUCAGACCCAGUGACGGUGAAGGAACGGCGAGAUAUUUCCCAGUCAGGGUGGGGUGUGACUGGGAGGGGAACCUGCAGGUGGUGGUGUUCCCCUGCACCCACUGCCCUUGUCCUGGGUGGGAGAGGUGGUGGGUUUGGGAGGUGCUGUCGGAGUAGCCUGGGCGAGUAACUGCGGGGCGUUGUGUAGACGGUGCACACUGCAGCCACUGUGCGCCAGUGGUGGAGGGAGGGAGUGUUUAGGGGGGUGGAUGGGGUGCUGAUCGAGCGGGCUGCUUUGUCCUGGACGGUGUAUUUGCAAAUUAUUUUAAUCAUGUCAGAAGUUUGAUAAUUCCCCGUGCAUUGACAAUUGAGGAAUUGAAUCAGAGCAAUGUUGGGAAGAUAAGGCAAGACUGGGUGUAUAUAGUAAGGAUCUUUUCCCUCUGCUGGGUGCGUCUAAAACAAGAGGGUGUAAGUUUAAGGGGAGAGGAAGGAGGGUUUAGAGAGGAUCCAAAGGGAGGGGUAUUUCCCCCCCCCCCCCCCCCAGGGGGGAUGGGGGUUGGAAUCGGGAAUGCACUGCCUGAGGGGGCGGUGGAGGCAGAGUCUCUGGACGAGAACUUGAACCACCAGGGCAGAGAAGGCUGCGGACCGAGUGCUGGUAAAUGGGGUUGGUGUGGAUGGGUGCAGGGGUCAGUAUGGAUGUGAUGGGCCGAAGGGCCUGUUUCUGCGCUGUGUGACUCUUGUUACCAAGGUAACUGAAAUGUAGUCCCUUGAGAUGGUCCCUGCUGAUCAACAGCCAACAGAUGAGGAACUGUUUCCACAGACACUGGACCAAUUGGAUAAAACACUAUUUUUAAAAAAAAAUACAGAAUAAUAGGUAAAAGAAAUGACGAUGUGUCAGACUUACCUGAUCAGUUGAGGUGGAAAAUGUGUCUUUUUACACUUAAUUAGCUGUUCAUCAGGAUGAAAACUGCUGUAAACUUACAGUUUUUGUACUUGAGAAUGAUAGCAAACUGGAUCUCAGGAGAGGGACAUCGGUGCCAGCUGGGAGCCUUGCCCCUCUGUAAGGAAAAGUUGGUAAGACCUCUGCAGGACCUGACCCAGUUUAACACUGGGUGAGUGCCGUCUCCACCAAGUGAGGAACAUGGGAAAUAUGGCCAAAAUCUGUUCUGGUAUUUAUAACUUAUCAUCUUAACCCUAAAGCCUGUUAUGUUUGUGGGGCCAAAUAAAUGAACUGCUUUUAACCAUA